AUGUCAUCAAUCCUGAUUGGUUGUCAACAUUUCACAGCCAGACACACAGCUGUUGAAAUGUCUUCUCUCCUUAUAGAGCAGGUGAAUAAAUGGGGAUUAGUUAAUAAAAUAACUAUGAUUGUUAGUGAUAAUAUGGUGGCAGCUGUUCGAUUAUGCCAGUGGAGGCAUUUUCCAUGUUUUGCUCAUAGCAUCAAUUUAAUAGUACAAUCUGCGCUAGAGAAAGUGAGACCAAUAUUAGGUAAAGUAAAGGCCAUUGUGAAAUAUUUCAAACGCAGUACUAACGCAUUGUCUCGUCUAAAUGAUAUUCAAAAACAAGGUGGUUAUUCUGUUUUGAAGCUAAAGCGUUGUCCUACCCGGUGGAAUUCCACAUUUGAUAUGGUUGAUAGAAUUUUGAAAAUAAAAGAGCCAGUUUUAUUUACAUUAGCCAUUAUUAAUAAUGAUCUUAACACAAUCACAUUUGAUGAGUGGAAUGUCUUGAAAGUGCUUUGUCAAUUAUUAAAAAUUUUCUAUGAUGUAACUAAUGAAAUAAGUUCAGAGAAUUAUGUAUCUAUAUCAAAAGUUACGAUAUUUUCAAGGGCAAUGGUGAACUAUGUAUCAGGGUACACUAAUAACCGUACAAUGCCAACUGAAAUUGCAUUCAAGAUUUGA
This is a messenger RNA of Macrosiphum euphorbiae (potato aphid), 648 nucleotides long. NCBI's taxonomy places the organism in Eukaryota, Metazoa, Arthropoda, Insecta, Hemiptera, Aphididae. The record is from the annotation of a GenBank genome assembly.